UCAGUGCAACACCUGCUGCCGCCGCCGCCGGGCCGCGAUGAGCCGCGUGGUCUCGCUGCUGCUGGGCGCCGCUCUGCUGUGCGGCCACGGAGCCUUCUGUCGCCGGGUGGUCAGCGGCCAAAAGGUGUGUUUUGCUGACUACCAGCACCCCUGCUACAAACUGGCCUAUUUCCAGGAACUGUCCAGCCGAGUGAGCUUCCAGGAGGCGCGCCUGGCUUGUGAGAGUGAGGGGGGCGCCCUGCUCAGCCUGGAGCACGCAGCAGAACAGAAGUUGAUAGAAAGCAUGUUGCAAAACCUGACAAAACCAGGCACGGGGAUUUCUGAUGGCGAUUUCUGGAUAGGCCUCUGGAGGAGUGGGGAGGGGCAAGCGUCUGGUGCCUGCCCAGACCUCUACCGCUGGUCCGAUGGCAGCAGCUCCCAGUACCGAAACUGGUAUGCGGAUGAACCUUCCUGUGGAAGUGAAAAGUGCGUUGUGAUGUAUCAUCAACCUACGGCCAAUCCUGGCCUUGGAGGCCCCUACCUUUACCAGUGGAAUGACGACAGGUGCAACAUGAAGCACAAUUACAUCUGCAAGUAUGAACCAGAGAUCAAGCCAACAACUCCUGGAGAGAAGACUUACUUUACAAAUCAACCAGAAGACACCCAUCAAAAUGUGGUUGUUACUGAAGCAGGCAUAAUUCCCAAUCUCAUUUAUGUUGUCAUACCAACAAUACCACUGCUCUUAUUGAUACUGGUUGCUUUUGGAACCUGCUGUUUCCAGAUGCUGCAUAAAAGUAAAGGAAGGACAAAAACUAGCCCAAACCAGUCCACACUGUGGAUUUCAAAAAGCACGAGAAAAGAAAGUGGCAUGGAAGUGUAAAAACUUAUUGACCGGCUCCAGAAAAGAAAACAGAGGUUUGUGUAAGGAAUGGUAUCAGAACCUUAGCUUGGAAUGGCUUGAAAUCUCAGAGGAUCUGCAAGAUGAACUGUAAGCUCCCUCUUGAGGCAAAUAUUAAAAUGAGUUGUCUAUGUUUAUUUCAUUUACAAAAUAUGCUGUGCUAAUAAUGGAGUGAGACAUGCUUAUUUUGCGAAAUGAUGCACCCAAACUUCAAGUAAGUGGAAUGGGCCAUGCAGAUAAACUUGCUGUCAACACAUCGGCAGUAUAUGUGUCAGAAGCGGUUAUUUUUGUUCCUUUUACCUUUCAUAAGUUGUAACCUGGUUACUGUAAUGUAAAUUGUAUCGAAAUUUACGGUGUGCAAAUAUAUUUUACCUUUACGUAAGUGUUUGAUAAAAAUGGACUGUUCUAAUAUUUAUUUUUAUGGUGUUUCAUUUUUCAAUACAUGCUGUUUUAAUUAAAGAAAUUUAUCACUGUGGUCAGCUGAAUUCACAAACAUAAAUAUAUUACCAUAGGAAAAAGUUUCCUUUCUAGAAAUGGUUCAUCUUUCAGUUUCUCUGCUUUGGAUCAGACAAUGUGUAGGAGAUCUCUUCAGAAAUAAGAAGUUAUUUCAUUAACUGUGGUAUAAAUCCACACAAAUAUUUUACUUAGAGGCAAGAAUUGUCUAAGUUCAAUUGUGCAAGACAUGUGCCUUACAAUUAUUUUUCGUUUAAAAUUCAGCAGAUUUUGUAAUAACUUUGUUAAUAACUGUAUAAAUGAUAUACUCAAUCUAGAACGAAAAUAGUGGUAUAUACAUUAUAAAUCAUAUGUCUUCACAUGUUGCCUAUAUAACCACAAGUAGCUCGCUGAGGGCUCUGGAAUCAAUUUGGUCCCUCCCUUGACCACAAAAUAAAGGGUUGUUUGGGGUUUGGGAAUAAAACUGGAGGCAGAUAGCUGCAUCGUUUGUCUAAGGUUUUCUUCUAGCUCUGAUUUGCCUCUAUCAGCAAAUGAAGGGGUUUGACAGUUGGGACCAGGUGAGUGGUCACAUUGGUGUGAAGGUAAGCACAGUACACUAACAUUUCAGUGAGGAAAGAAAGUUAUGAGUUAGUGUGAAAAAACGACUGGAGGGCAUGGAUAGUCACUGUUCAUUGUUAAGGCUUUGGCUGGGAGAGUAAAUUGGGGCUCUUCUGUCUUAUCCCCUGGUUUCUUCAAUGCUUGUGGCUUCUUCUUCUUAAGAGAGAGUUGUAACUAGCUGGUCUUCACAUGUCCCUGUGCUCCUUUGAACCAAAUAAAAAGUUCUUGUUUCUGAA
Messenger RNA from Myotis davidii, 2163 nucleotides. RefSeq names its product chondrolectin (gene CHODL). The record is from RefSeq and is a predicted model, not a curated record. Gene Ontology annotation, cellular component: cytoplasm. Lineage: Eukaryota; Metazoa; Chordata; Mammalia; Chiroptera; Vespertilionidae. The transcript has 6 exons. Gene Ontology annotation, biological process: positive regulation of axonogenesis. The coding region runs from base 38 to 859 and encodes 273 amino acids.